Paraglomus occultum is the source of this 328-nucleotide messenger RNA. The record is from the annotation of a GenBank genome assembly. NCBI's taxonomy places the organism in Eukaryota, Fungi, Glomeromycota, Glomeromycetes, Paraglomerales, Paraglomeraceae.
AUGAAACUUGUAGUUUGGUUACGCGUCAGGCUGUAUACUCAACUUCUACACGCAGAGUCAGAUGUGCAUGUACAAGAUAUAGAGAAUAAUACAGACCUAUUAUUAUGUGCUGUCUACGUAUCGGGACGCGCUGAUGAUAAGGAUGUUCUUUGGAACGAACUUGCCGAACUAGAGGGACUUGGGUUGUUCAGCACUUUAUUAUGGGAUACCUUGCAAGGUCGUGUGGCAGCUAUUGACGUGUGCGGUCUUCAGAACAAAAACCGCUGGGCACUGCAGAUGCUUUACGGGCUCAAAACAGUGACUGAGGCUGCAACCACCAAGGGUGGAG